Drosophila persimilis is the source of this 512-nucleotide messenger RNA. RefSeq lists its product as uncharacterized. Gene Ontology annotation, molecular function: protein binding. Lineage: Eukaryota; Metazoa; Arthropoda; Insecta; Diptera; Drosophilidae. The transcript is spliced from 3 exons. The coding region runs from base 1 to 438 and encodes 145 amino acids. The record is from RefSeq and is a predicted model, not a curated record.
AUGAGCUACCUGGUCUCUGGUGGCCGAGAUGACCUGAUCAAUGUCUGGGACACAACCAUCGAGCGAAUAGUCUACAGCCUGCCCCAGCCCAACGCAAAUAUUGCCUCGAUCGAUUUCUCCUACUGCAACAAUCUGCUGGUUGUUUGGAGCCAGGACUGCCAUCUGAGCCUUUGGGAGUUUCAGCUGCUCGUCAAGUGCCCCGAGAAGAAGGUUUCGUCCACCCAAAGCACCAAAGCAAGUGAGCUGGCGCUAAUCAGCACGAUUCAGGCCUGUAAAAAUGGAAUUUUCCUUCAAAGUGGGUUCGUCGGUCGCGAUGCCCUGAUUGUCAUCUGGACGAUGAGUUCUCGGAAGGUAAUAGCGUUAAGCCCGAAAGCAGCCGAGAAGAAGACUGGCGUUGUGAAGGCUCUUGAAACUUGUACUUUGAAUACAGAGAAAUGAUGAGAUUGAUGCAGAAAUAGCUUCUCGGACCCAGGCGCUGAGGCGAGUCAUCGAUGGAAAGCACCGUGGAUUCC